AUGACAACAACAACGAUUAUAACAAUAUUAAACGUGUUGUACAUUAAACACACUAUAUUCAAACAUGUUGAAGAGAUAUCGAAAAGGGCAAGUCAAGAGGUCGCAUCAAUGAUAUCACUAAAAGGACGGGAUAUUGUUAAACUACCUUACCUUCAAAUGAUCAGUAAGUUUGGUAUGCCAUGGGACUAUAUCAAACAUUAUCUACCACCCACUAUUGGUAGUACUGAUAAAGACAACGAUGUAUUGUUAAAGAGAAGAGUACAAGCAAUCUCUAAAUACUGUUCACAUAGAAAUGCAACAUUGUCAACACUUGUACAGUUAUUGAAAUGGUCAGGACCAAAGUUUAAUCCUCAACCAGAACAAGUAGAUAUCACUACCAUCAUAAUGAAUGGAAACAAAGAUAUAUUAAUGUUACUUCUCAAACAAUGUCCUCAUCUCGAUUAUAGUGGUGCUAAUCAAGCUGCAUCAUUGUAUGGACAUGUCUCUAUAUUAGAGAUGCUGAGAGACAGUCAACCUAAAGGUGACUUUCUUCCAACUACCUAUGGUGAAGCAAGUUUAGCAGAUGCUUGUGGAAAGGGGUAUCUAGAUGUUGUCAUCUAUCUCCACAACACCUAUGGUGACAAGAUUAAUGGAACAGAGAAUGCUUUCGAAUAUGCUGUUUCAAAUUCUCAUUUAGAUAUUGUCAAGUUUCUACAUUUUAAUCGAAGUGAGCCAUGUUCACGUAAAGCAAUCAUUUCUUCUGCAAUGAGUGGCAGCGUUGAAUUAGUAAAGUUUCUUCAUGAGACCCAAACUGGGGGAUGGUCAACCGAGGUAAUGGAUCAGGCAGCCUCAUAUGGCCAUCUUGAAAUUUUAAAAUUUCUACAUGAACAUCGUAGUGAAGGAUGCACAACUAUGGCUAUGGACAUGGCCGCCCAUUGUGGUCAUUUUUCGGUUGUAGAGUGGUUAAACCAUAAUAGAAGUGAAGGAUGCACAGAAGAUGCUAUGGAUAUGACAAAUAGUUUUGAAAUCGUUCAAUUUCUUCAUAAUCAUCGGUCAGAGGGAUGCACAACACAUGCGAUGGAUAUUGCGGCAGCUGCAGGUAAUUUACAAACAGUAUCAUUUCUCCAUAGCAACCGCACUGAAGGUUGCACAACAAAAGCUAUGGAUGAAGCAAUUAGAUAUAGUCAUAUUGAUGUUGUAAAGUUUUUGUAUGAAAAUAGAAGUGAAGGAUGUUCAAUGAAUAAGAUAUUUUCUAUUGCUUGUUUGAGAGAUGAUAUUAGUUUGGAGAUGAUCAGGUAUCUUAAUGAAACCAUCAAAGCUGUGCCAAAUGGGAAAGAAGUGUACUGUGGGGCAGUAAACAACAGAGUUGAUGUAAUUCAAUAUUUACUUGAACAAUAUCCAAAUGUUGAUUGGGACUUUGGAGGAAUAUUAAGUUUACUAGUUUCUUUUGGUUGCUUGGAAACUUUAAAGUUUUUCCAAGAUAAUCUACCACAUGCAUUAUCAUGCAAACAUAAUAUAUUCGACAAGGCUUGUAAACACUCAUCUACAGUUGAUAUGAUUCGAUUUCUUCAUGAAAAUAACUAUACUCAAUGGUGCUCGACCGAUGCGAUGGAUCAAGCAUCAGCCAGUGGCAAUCUUGAGAUUGUAGAGUUUUUACAUUUUAAUCGAACAGAAGGAUGCACAACAAGAGCAAUGGAUAGAGCUGCUUUGAAUGGACACUUAAAAGUGGUAAAGUUUCUUCAUGAGAAUAGAACAGAAGGAUGCAAGUAUUUCCUUGGUAUUUUCACUCAAGAUUCAACAGUUCCACUCUGUUUUGAUACUGCUCAUUAUAUGCUGUCCAACAAACUAGUAUCAAAAGAUAUGAUUUUAAAGGAUUGCAUCCACCCCGAUAAUUAUGAAAUCAUCCAACUUGUCGAUCAAUUCUUACUUUCCGAUAAUAGUCCUUAUUUAUAA
Molecule: messenger RNA, 1932 nt
Organism: Cavenderia fasciculata
Lineage: Eukaryota; Evosea; Eumycetozoa; Acytosteliales; Cavenderiaceae
Exons: 8
Coding region: 1-1932 (643 amino acids)
Molecular function (GO): protein binding
Source: RefSeq, a predicted model, not a curated record